AUGAGCUUGGACUACAAUGAGAAUCAAACAACUCCCAUGGAAUUCGUACUGCUGGGGUUUAUAAAUAUCAAACAAGAAAAGAAUCUCCUCUUCAUCCUCUUUCUCACCAUGUAUUUCAUCUGCUUUUUAGGGAAUGCUCUCAUAAUUAUUGUGGCUGUGUUCAGUCCAUCUCUCCAUACUCCUAUGUAUUUCUUCCUUGGCAACCUCUCUUUCAUAGAUAUCUGUUAUAUCUCUGUGACUGUACCCAAAAUGCUAGCUGAUGUUUGGGCCAAAUCACCAAGCAUUUCCUUCAUGGAAUGUGCAGUACAGAUGUAUGUCCUUCUUACCUUGGCAGGCACGGAGGGAUUCCUCCUGGCUUCUAUGGCACUGGACCGCUACUUUGCUAUAUGUCGUCCACUGGUCUACACCAGACUCAUGAAUAUAUGGAUUUGCCUUCAGCUGUCUGCAAUGUCCUGGACAUGUGGCUUCCUUAAUGCUUCCCUACACACAGUACUCACAUUCCGUCUCUCUUUCUGCCGAUCAAAUAGAAUUAGUCACUUCUUCUGUGACAUCCCUCCAUUACUGAGCAUCUCAUGUUCAGAUACGUCAACCAACGAAACAGCCCUUUUUUCAGCAGGUGUGUUUGUAGGGUUUAGCCCUUUUCUUUUCACUCUUGUUUCCUACAUUUUCAUUCUUCGUGCUAUUGUGAGUAGCCAACAGAAAGGGCAAUACCACAAAGCCAUUUCCACCUGUGCAUCUCACCUGACAGUUGUGAUUAUGUUCUUUGGCUCUGGCAUCUUCACCUACGUCCGUCCAACCUCCAGCUACUCACUAGAAAAGGACCAACUUGCUGGGGUUGUAUACAACAUCUUAACACCAACACUAAACCCUCUCAUCUACAGCCUUCGUAACAAGGAAGUCAAACAGGCAAUGAGAAAGUUGCUGAUGAGAGAACAUUCUCUUUUGGAACGUAGGGUCUUCCACAAUAACUGA
This is a messenger RNA of Eublepharis macularius, 972 nucleotides long. RefSeq names its product olfactory receptor 5V1-like. The record is from RefSeq and is a predicted model, not a curated record. The coding region runs from base 1 to 972 and encodes 323 amino acids. Gene Ontology annotation, cellular component: membrane. The transcript has a single exon. NCBI's taxonomy places the organism in Eukaryota, Metazoa, Chordata, Lepidosauria, Squamata, Eublepharidae. Gene Ontology annotation, molecular function: G protein-coupled receptor activity; olfactory receptor activity. Gene Ontology annotation, biological process: G protein-coupled receptor signaling pathway.